Apiotrichum porosum is the source of this 1476-nucleotide messenger RNA. RefSeq lists its product as uncharacterized. The coding region runs from base 1 to 1476 and encodes 491 amino acids. Lineage: Eukaryota; Fungi; Basidiomycota; Tremellomycetes; Trichosporonales; Trichosporonaceae. The record is from RefSeq and is a predicted model, not a curated record. The transcript is spliced from 2 exons.
AUGGCCAACCCAAACCCGACGCCGACCACCACUGCCGCGGUGCCGUCCUCCGAGUCGGCUUCUGCGCCCGCAGCCGCCUCUCCGACGACAGCAGUCCAUGCCCCACCCCUUCCACCCAGGCAUGCCCCUGUCGCUGCCAGCGUCACUACUCCGGCGUCAUCGGCUCCAGUCGCGACUCCAGCCUCCACAGCCCCAGCGACAGCGACAGCGACCCCGGCGCACCCUAUGGACAUCAAGAUCAAUCCUGCUGUAGCUGCUGUGGCAUCUGUCGGCCAUGACGGCGAGACAGUCCAGACACCAGGCAGGCUGCCGCCCACGAUCCCCUCGGUGUCCCCCGCCACCGCCGCUGCACUGCCUGCUGGCGCGCACAAGGUCGACUCGACAACACGGCCCGCGGCCGUGGCAAAGGCCGAGCUCAUUGUCAAUGCCGACACACCCAUCACGGGCACAUACUAUCUGGACCCCUGCCUGAGGCACACGCUCUUCCACAUGCCCCACGCAUUCAGUGCCGCAACCGAGGCCGCGCUGACGGGCAUGGGAGCGUACGCGACUCCGCAGGGCACGACGUCGACUGCGCCCACGACUUCGUCGACGCAGACGCCCAUCAGCACGGCCUCUGCACCCACUGUCACACCGGCUACGAACACUCUGACCGCCGAGACGUCGGGGCCCACCCCAGCGCCAGCGGCCGCUGCUGCCGGGCGCCACGGAGAGUCCGCGCAUCACCACUACGCCAAGGUCGCUCAGUCGUGGGUCGUGCCUCCCGACGCGCGCUUUGUGUCUGAAUCUGGCCCCAUUACGCUCUCGCUGGCGAGCAUUGACGAGGCGACGCAUGGCGUCAUGGAGACCAAGACGGACGCGGACGGAAAGCCGACCCCAGUCACCCCGAGGGGCAGGACGAAUGUGCGGGUCAGCGUCGAGUCCAAGACGGGCGGCGUGUACAUUGAUGUGUGCGACCUGGACCCGAACCGCCAAAUCGAGCUCACAAUCAACACGGAAGCCGACGUCUUCGUCCUCCUCCCGACCGCCUUUGUGGGGCCUAUCAGCAUCACGGCCCCGCACUCGCCGCAGUGGGGGUCGGUGCUGUACCCGCAGCUCGCGGCCGUGACCAACACGUAUCCGAGCCUCUACACCACGUCUCUCGCGCCGCCCAGCGCGCGCCAGGUAAAGGGCCACAUCGGCAGGCUGGGCGGGCGCCUCGAGACGUCGCUCGAGCACCACAUCAUGAAGAAGAUUUCGAAACACAUCCCCGACGAGCUCCAUGCCCAGGACGGGUAUGUCGACAUGCUCGUGGCGGGCUAUGCGUCUUUUUCGCGCGAUAACCAGAGCAAGCUGGUCGUCAACACCACCAAGGGUAAAGUGGCUGUCGGAUACCGCCAGACCCACGACGAGGAGGCGGGCAAGCGCGGCGGGCUCAAGGUCGGCGCCGCACACGAUGCCGCCAAUGCACCGCACAAGAAGUGGUGGAGCCUGUAA